Messenger RNA from Haemorhous mexicanus (house finch), 994 nucleotides. RefSeq names its product fumarylacetoacetate hydrolase domain containing 1 (gene FAHD1). Gene Ontology annotation, cellular component: mitochondrion. The record is from RefSeq and is a predicted model, not a curated record. Lineage: Eukaryota; Metazoa; Chordata; Aves; Passeriformes; Fringillidae. Gene Ontology annotation, molecular function: acetylpyruvate hydrolase activity. The transcript has a single exon. The coding region runs from base 77 to 763 and encodes 228 amino acids.
GCUCACCCCGCGGGGGAGGAGCAGGAGCGGCGGCGGCGCCGUGCGGGGACCGGGCAAGGACGCGGCAAGGGCGGCCAUGGCCGGCUCCAAACCGCUGUCCCGCUUCUGGGAGUGGGGCAGGAACAUCGUGUGCGUGGGGCGCAACUACGCGGAGCACGCCAAGGAGAUGGGCAGCGCCCUGCCCGCCGAGCCGCUCUUCUUCCUCAAGCCCUCCUCGGCCUACGUGCGGGAGGGGUCCCCGAUCGUGCGGCCCUACUACUGCCGGAACCUGCACCACGAGGUGGAGCUGGGGGUGGUCAUCGGCCGCAGGGCGCAGGCCGUGCCGCAGGACGCGGCCAUGGGGCACGUGGCGGGCUAUGCCCUGUGCCUGGACAUGACGGCCCGCGACACCCAGGAGGAGUGCAAGAAGAAGGGGCUGCCCUGGACCUUGGCCAAGGGGUUCGGCUCCUCCUGCCCAGUCAGUGACUUCGUGCCCAAGGAGAAGAUCGCAGACCCGCACAAGCUGCAGAUCUGGCUGAAGGUGAACGGGAAGAUGAGGCAGGAGGGGGACACCUCGUCCAUGAUCUUCUCCAUCCCUUACCUGAUCAGCUACAUCAGCCACAUAUUCACCUUGGAAGAAGGGGACUUGAUUCUCACGGGGUCUCCCAAAGGAGUGGGGUCGGUGGAGGCCAACGAUGAGAUCGAGGCGGGGAUCAAGGACGUGCUGUCCAUGAGGUUCAAGGUGGCACAGGGCACGGAUCCCCGGAGCCCAAAGGGUGUUUGACUGCCACAGCCCCAUUUCCAUGGAGGCUACAGCACAGCUGGAGUGAGGCCCAGCCUGGAGCAGGUGGAGCCCAGUAGCUCCAAAUUCCAAAUUUUAAUUCCAAAACCGUACCUGGGAACUGGCAACGGAGACAUUGGAGAGGGGAAUGGGCCUGGCUGUCCUUCUGCAUGUGCUUCUCUUCUGCUGAUGCUUUGAGUAUUGCCUUAAAAUAAAAAUGACUGAUCAAAACAA